Botrytis deweyae is the source of this 3171-nucleotide messenger RNA. RefSeq lists its product as uncharacterized. The transcript has 3 exons. NCBI's taxonomy places the organism in Eukaryota, Fungi, Ascomycota, Leotiomycetes, Helotiales, Sclerotiniaceae. The record is from RefSeq and is a predicted model, not a curated record. Bases 1 to 3171 code for a protein of 1056 amino acids.
AUGGUUUUGUUUCUGCUCCCUGGUCUUAGACCACAUUGGAAAAUUGGCAAUGCAAAUAUUGACAAACAAGAACCAUUCACUCCAAAGAAACCAGUUGGAAAUUCUGGAAGAAAAUUCCCUCUCCCACCUCAUAUCCUCCACCGCCUUAACCUCCACAAGUCCUGUACUUCCUUCCCAUCAAAUCCAUCUUCCGCACCAUCUCUUCUUCCAUCAUUGAUGAAAGAUACUCCUGGUUCUUUACAUUCAGCAAAUUCUGGUGUUUGGCGUGGUAAAAGACCAGCAGAAGGAACUGCAGACGAAAGACCAGGAAAGAAGGCGAAGUACGGCCUUGCCAGCAAUAUCGAUUUUGAAGAAAGGGGAACAGACGCAGACGACGAGGAUUCAGAUUUUGAUUCUGCGGAUACACCGAGUGAUAGAGAAGAGGAGGUUACAACGGCAGCUUCUCCAGUAACCGUCUCAAUACCAAUUGCAGAGCCGGUUGUAGCUAGCCCGCUCGCUUCACCUUUCGACCCCGAAUCCGAAUCCGAUUUCUCUGAUACACCAAGCUCAAAGAGAAGAGCACUUGCACCACCAACACCAAUUCCAGACCUUGUUACUAAGACCGUCGCAAAACCAAUUGCAGCAACGGGUCGUUGGGAUUUCACCCUUACGGCAAAACAAGCAGGUUACGUUUAUAACCCGAGAAAAUCCAUGACCAAUCUGAGUGAUCGCUUCGCUACACCUUCAGACUCCGAUAAUACCCUCGAUACCGACGAUAGCGAAUCUGACUUUAAUUCUACACCAAAUCGCUCUUCGACACCAGCACGCGCACGUGCUUCUUCACCUUCACCUUUACCUUUACCUUUACCUUUAUCUCAGUGGAAAUACCAUCACAAUCCUAUUGAUCGAAAUAAUCCAACCACUCCGCCUUCCGUCGGAACAAAAAGAAAAAUGGAACAAGCAUAUGCCGAAUGGCAUCAAGGAGAAAUGGACACACCUAGAGCACCACCAUAUUCUCCAAUCACUUUACCAGCCGAUACACCACAAUCCGUUGAUUUCAACGAAGCUGAAUCCGAAACUGCACAAUAUGAUUCGCAGUCACAACAAGAAAAUAUGAAACCUUCGCGCACAUCUUCGUACUCACAUCACACUAUUUCCCCAUCUUCUCCUCAAAUACCACACUCAACAAUAUCCACCUCCGAAACCACCGUAUUCCCUACCGAUCUACCUUCUCCAUCCGUUUCAUGCCGUUUAGAACCUCAUUCACCUGUUCUCGAUCACCUUACUGCACAAUAUAUUGCACAAGGACCCCAUCCACACAUUCCUCACGUUAAUCACGCAGCUGUGAAUCAAAGAAAUGCGUCUCAGAUAUUGAGCAAACAUCAAGAUGAUCGCGCGCCGUUUGUUCGAGCUGCGAGUCGAAGACUCCAGGCGGUGGUGGGUGUGAGAAAUGACUUACCGUUUGAUUUGCUGAUGGGGACGGGAAAGCAUGAUGCGAGUAAUUUAGUUGUAGGGAGGGAUGGGACGUUGGUGGAUUUGGGACUUAAGGAUUUGGAGAGGAGAGAGAAGUCUAUGAAGGGAGCUGGAGAUGAAAGUGGAGAUGAAAAUGAAAAUGAAAAUGGAGAAGAUCUUGCCAGAGAUGAUGGUGUUAUGAGUGGAGAGAAUAUUGGAAAUAAUCGGGAAAAUAUGAGCUCGGAUAUGGAUAUGAACACCAACGCAAACGCAAACACAAACGAAGCAUACAAUACAAACAGCACGGCACAAUACCUACAAGAUAUCCAGGCUUCCUUCAACACUCUCCGCUCUUCCUCCCAUACCCCAUCUACAUAUCAUUCUUCUCCUCGCCAGCAACAAACAACACCACAAAAAAUCGCUCCCAACCCAACCCACGAAUCCCCAACACAAACAGCCUUUUUCCCUCCCUCAGUCAACCCCUACACCGGCGAAGGACUCCGCGAAUAUCUUCUCUCCCGCGCUUCUAUCACCGGUUCUGUGAAGAGAGAAUGUAGAAGUAUCUCGUUUCAUGAUUUUACACCGGAUGUACGAACGGGCGAGUUUAGAAAUCAGUUGUUGGUGCAUUUUGGCGUGGAUGGGAUUUCCAGUAGUGAGAGGGUUGAGGUUAUGGAGUUGGGUUUACCCGAUAUAACCGGCACUCUCCACCCCUGGCUCUCAAUCUUCAUCCAACGCCCCCUCGUAACUGCCACAUCCACCUCAUCAGCCCUUCCAUCUACCUCCACCAUCACACCUCCCAACUUCCCCUCCCCAAUCCCUACAACCUGGCUCUGCAUCGCCGUCCCCCUCUCAAACAUAACAACCUACCCCAUCCAACCCGACACCACAAUUCCCCCCUCCCUCCUCGAAUCCGCUUUCUCCCACCCCCAACACGGGCUCCCCACCAAAAAAAUCGCCAAACGUCAAGACUACGAUUUCUCCUUCCAAGGAAUCCCCAUCUUCGAAUUUUCCACCCGAACACUCUUUCCCCAGCCCGAAAAUCCCUAUCCGAACACUGUGCCCACUGCGGAUUUUCUCUCCAUCGAAGUACCCCGUUCCUACGAUCCAAGUGAUCCCUAUCUUGAGUUUCCGCUACAGGUAUCCCAGAAUCCGGGAUUGCUACAGCGGGAAGCACAGAAGUAUGCAAGGGCGGUGGGAGUAACAGGUGAGGAAUUACGUACGUAUGGUGAUAUGAUGGUGGAUGAGAGUGGAGUGGAUGUAAGCGAGGAGGUAUCUCCCAACGAGGGGAUUUGGUGGUUUGAAUUCUAUCGAGGAAUUACACGGGAUAGGAUUCGGUGGGAGAAGGUUAAGAGGUGUAUGGGCCGUGGGAGAUGUAGAGUUGUUCUGAGAUGGCAGGAUGUACCGGAUGAGAUGAAGAGAUUGGGUGGUCGUUCGAGUUCGAGUUCGAGCUCUGGCAUCGGUUUGGGAGUGAGCGGAAAAAUAAGCGAAGCGGAGAGAGUCAUGCAAGAGAUGAGUAGGGAGAACAUGGCAGCGAUGGGAAAGAAGCGGAGAGGUAGAAAGAGUAUGCAAACGAGCCAUGCGAAUACGAGUUCGAGUGGGGGAUUGGGAGUUAUGAAUAUGAAUGUGGGGAGUCAUUCACAUUCACAUUCGCAUGUGCGAUCGCGUUCGGGCGAAGCUUUGAGAGAUAGCUUGCGUGCGAGAGCGAUUGGGAAUCGGAUGGGUUUUAAUGGAGAUGUUUAG